UGCAGGAGGUCGACAAUGAAAAACUUGUCAAGGAACUUGAAGUGUAAUCAUAGAUGGCGCAGCCACAUCAAUGCUCUUAUAGACGACCACAACAAAGCUUUCAGUGAGGCUAGUGCACUCGUUGACUCCAUACAACAGGAUGAGGAUAUGGCGGUGUCACUCAGGAAUUUCGAUCACAAGGUCAGAAAGCAGCGUCAAAAGGAGCUGAAAGAGCUGAAAUUGGAAUGUAAGGAGCUGGAUCAGAAAAUCAGCAAGGUUCAGCUGGACAGGGACAACCUGCACAAGACAUUCACUGAGAAUAUUCAGAAGGUGCAGCUUAAAGCAGAUUCCAAUAUCAUGCGGCUGGAAAAGAAGCUGAAAGACCUGACAGACAACGUGAAGAAGACGCAGGCUCAGUUCAGCUCGGUGCUUUCUGCCUCUAACGUGGACCAAAGUGCCCUUGGUGGGGUCAUAAACAAAAUAGAGGAAUAUCUUGACUCCUGUAAUAAUUCUAUCAAGAACUUGCAGUUUAGAAAAGCUCAGAUUUCCAAGGCCCAUAAGGAUUUGCUGCUGACCUACGAAGCACUUGGUGUCCCUGUGUAGGAGCUUUGUGUAAAGCCCUUUGAGAGCAGACUUGGAUCCUGGGUUUGCCCCAAAAUGAGAAGCAGUGAAUCCAAAGUCCAGUGUACCAUUUACAGCAACUCUCACUUUCUUUGCAUCGUUCAUCAUUACAAUCUGACAUGUUUCUUAUACUUUACUUUGAUACAAAUCUUGAUGUUCAGUGACACAAAAAUAUUAAAAUGAAAUAUUGUUUUCUCUCUCUCAUAA
Siniperca chuatsi (mandarin fish) is the source of this 807-nucleotide messenger RNA. Its product is annotated as dynein regulatory complex subunit 4-like. Gene Ontology annotation, molecular function: small GTPase binding; microtubule binding. The transcript is spliced from 6 exons. The coding region runs from base 16 to 582 and encodes 188 amino acids. Gene Ontology annotation, cellular component: Golgi apparatus; microtubule; motile cilium. Lineage: Eukaryota; Metazoa; Chordata; Actinopteri; Centrarchiformes; Sinipercidae. Gene Ontology annotation, biological process: flagellated sperm motility. The record is from RefSeq and is a predicted model, not a curated record.